UCUAACAUGAUUCAGACCCUUCACAUUACAGGUGAUGUGUCUGUUUAGAAGGUACUAGGAGAGGCAAGAAGAGAAAACCUAAAGAUUUGAUUGCCAGCACGGAAUUGGACGACUCUGGGGGAAAGAUGUCUAAUGAAGUUGAUUUCAGGUCUGUGCGCUUUCUGAAGAAUGACGGGAUGAUCUGCCAGAAAUACUCCUGCAUGAAUGAAGACGAGGCUUGGAAGAGCUACCUGGAGAACCCCCUGACUGCCGCCACAAAGGCCAUGAUGAGGGUCAACGGAGAUGAAGACGGCGUCGCUGCCCUGAGCCUCCUCUACGACUAUUACCUGACUCCCAAAGAAAAGAGGAUCCUUCCAUCUGGAGCCACAGGGCGCAAUGAACUCGGGAAGAGACAUUGCCACGGGAUGGAGUAUGAGCCAGACAUUUCCUCCUUCGAAAGCUCGGCCCAUUUCAUGAAGUUCCUGGCGGAAAAUGUCUCUGUGACCCAAGAGUAUGCCGAUCUCUCCAAGAAGAAUGGUCUGGGCUUGGAGGGCCAUCCUGCUCCUCACAAGUCACCUGCCCUGCCUCCUGGCUCUAGCAAACUGGAAGCCAGCACGGAGAACUACAUGAUAACGUCGGACGUCUACGACAACAGCCCGCUCCAUUCCCUCUUCGACACGAUCCAUGUGGCUCCACCGCAGCAGCGGUGGCAGCCGGACAGCACCUUCAAAGAAGACCCUCAGGAGUCACUGAUUUUCAGCGAUAUCCUCAAGUCCCAGGCAGAAACCCCGUGCUCAGAGAGUUACUCUACUAAUGAUUCCAAGAGUGACUUUGAAUACAUGCUGGGAUCUCCCAAAGCUAUUCACAUCAAAUCGGGUGACUCGCCCAUGGCCUACCUCAACAAAGGGCAGUUCUAUCCCGUCACGCUGAGGACUGUUGGAGACGCCAAAUGUUUUCACUUGUCUUCAAAUAAAGUGAAGAGUGUUGUGAUGGUGGUUUUUGACAAUGAAAAAGUCCCGAUGGAGCAGCUGAAGUUCUGGAAGCACUGGCACUCUCGCCAACCUACAGCCAAGCAGAGAGUCAUCGAUGUUGCUGACUGUAAAGAGAACUUUAAUACUGUGCAGCAUAUUGAGGAAGUGGCUUACAAUGCCUUGUCCUUCGUCUGGAACAUUGCUGAAGAAGCAAAGGUGUUCAUUGGAGUGAAUUGCUUAAGCACAGAUUUCUCCUCCCAGAAAGGUGUGAAAGGUGUCCCUUUGAAUCUCCAGGUAGACACUUACGACUACAGCACUGGAACAAACCGGCUGGUCCACAGAGCCAUCUGCCAGAUCAAAAUAUUUUGCGAUAAGGGAGCAGAGAGGAAAAUGAGGGACGAUGAGCGCAAGCAGUUCAGGAGGAAAGGGAAAUGCCUGGAUGCCCAUCACAAUGGUCUGAAAAGCUGUUUGGUUUCAGGCUUCAGAGGCAAUGAAAUCACAUACCUCAAGCCACAGGCUGACCUGGAAACUCACCCAAUCUUGUUCAUCCCAAACGUCCAUUUUUCAAACCUCCAGAGGUGUGGAAUGGCGCUACCCACUGCUGGCCUUCCUCAUGACCCGAGCAGGUUGCCGUUAAAGCGAAGCUGCCCUUCCUUCUCGGAUGAAUUCGACCCUUUAGCUUCAAAACAAGCAAAAGAAGAAGACCCUCAACGAGUCUUGCUGUAUGUGCGGAGGGAAUCGGAGGAGGUUUUUGACGCUCUCAUGCUGAAGACGCCAGACCUCAAUGGUCUGAGGAGUGCUAUUUCAGAAAAAUACGGCCUGCCUGAAGAAAGCAUCUAUAAAGUCUACAAAAAAUGCAAACGAGGAAUCCUGGUGAACAUGGACAACAACAUCAUCCAGCACUACAGCAACCACGUGGCCUUUUUGCUUGACGUGGUGGAAGCAGAGGACAAGUUCCAGGUGACCCUCAAGGAGCUCUGAAGACUCCCAAGCCUGCAUUUCUGCUCGGACGGACGUCACUUGGGAAUUGCCGAGGAGCUCGACCCCUCCUCCCCACACCAAACCCAUCGGCUCCGUGUGUUUUGACGCCAACACGGUCCCCUUGGAGGGAGAGAACCAGAGAGAGACUUGGUACCAUGCCUGUACCUGCGAGGGGUGCUUGGAAAGACCACUCUCCAAGUGGACAUGGAACUCCUCACCACUGAGGAGUUAUUGUUAUUAUUCUUGUUAUUAAUAUUAUUUUAUACUGUUGUUAUUAUUAUUAAUAUUAUUAUUAUUAUUAUUUGAACCUCUCCCAGGCAAUGACUUCUGACCUUUUUUUAUUGGCUCAUGCUCAGGAAAGUAUUGAGUUCUGUCAGGCUACAGCCUGGGUUUGUAUGAAAUGGGACUGCUUUUUAUUCACAAUUUGUCUUGGCCCCUCAUGGGAGAGAAAAGCAACGUGCCGGUCACACAAAACUGUCCGACUCCAAAGAGACUGUCACUAUCUUGUUUCAAUCAUUCUAACACACACACACAACACAACACAACACAACACAACACAAACCCCUCCCUCACACUGCCUUAUUUCUUGCCUGCCAAGCCCUGGAUGUAAAUACCCCUGAGAGAAAUACCCAGAAAGAGUGACUGUUUUUCUAACAUGACCGAUUCUUUUUGGUAUUUUGUAAAUUGUGUGUGUGUGUGUGUGUGUGUGUGUGUGUGUGUGUGUGUGUGUGAAUAUAUCUUGUUUGAUAGUGAGCAUGACUUGGAGAAAGGGAGAGCAUUUCAAAUCCAGACUGCUUCACAUUUCCCCAAUGAGUUUGAUUGUGGGCUGUUUGUCAUUUUGUCUGGGUUUCUUUCUUUCAUUCUUUCCUUUUUUUUUCUUUUGUAAUUUUUGUAUAUUCUACGGUAAUAAAGAUGCAAUGA
Messenger RNA from Hemicordylus capensis (graceful crag lizard), 2852 nucleotides. RefSeq names its product grainyhead like transcription factor 3 (gene GRHL3). Gene Ontology annotation, cellular component: nucleus. Lineage: Eukaryota; Metazoa; Chordata; Lepidosauria; Squamata; Cordylidae. Gene Ontology annotation, molecular function: DNA-binding transcription activator activity, RNA polymerase II-specific; RNA polymerase II cis-regulatory region sequence-specific DNA binding. The coding region runs from base 126 to 1931 and encodes 601 amino acids. The record is from RefSeq and is a predicted model, not a curated record. Gene Ontology annotation, biological process: regulation of transcription by RNA polymerase II. The transcript is spliced from 16 exons.